AUGCCUCUCGUCGACGCCAAGAACCCCGUUCCUCAGUACCAGCGUUACUACCAGAACGCUUACAAGAACCAUACCCGUCUUUGGAAGAUUGGCCCUCGCAGCCGUGUGCUGAUGACCCCCUACCUUAUCCUCCUUUGGGGUACCCUCGGCGCUUCUUUCUACGGCGCUGGCCGCAAGGUUCUCGGCUACAACUCUUACUUCGGAAACUAA
This is a messenger RNA of Fusarium poae, 210 nucleotides long. RefSeq lists its product as uncharacterized. NCBI's taxonomy places the organism in Eukaryota, Fungi, Ascomycota, Sordariomycetes, Hypocreales, Nectriaceae. The transcript has 4 exons. The record is from RefSeq and is a predicted model, not a curated record. The coding region runs from base 1 to 210 and encodes 69 amino acids.